This is a messenger RNA of Linum trigynum, 4700 nucleotides long. Lineage: Eukaryota; Viridiplantae; Streptophyta; Magnoliopsida; Malpighiales; Linaceae. The record is from the annotation of a GenBank genome assembly.
CGGUUGUAAGAAGUGUACUACGAGUAGUGGCACUCAUUCCUUUUCCCGAAGUUCUUACCACGGCGGGUCCGCCAUUCGAAUUACUCGGUGAUUCACCGAUUAAAUGGUUAUCCGUUAUCGAACCAUGUACGAGGAUUUAAACCGUCCAUCUUAUACGUUGAAUGUAUGAUAACGAUAAUGUUUGCGAAUGAAUUUCUACUUGAUAAUUUGAUGGAUGAUAUGAUAAUUUUAUCGUAUGCAUGAGAUGUACAAAUUAGCGUUUGGCAUAGACUUGGUAAUUACACCAAGGUCGAUUGAGAUGGAUGAUUAUCAUAUUGAGAUUAUGAUGAUAAUGAUGCUUUUAUAUGAUGUUCAUAUUAAUCACAUAUACUUAGAAAGGGGCUGCAUUUACCCCCAACCAUUUGAUAUCAUUACUGACGAUCAUUAGGAUCGAUGAGGCCAGUGGCCAGAGAGAUAUGAUUGUGGUUUCUUAUAUAACCACUGAGAUGAUGAGGCUCGAGCGGGGUUGGAUGUAUGAUGACCUUGGCGCCCAAAUUAAUAAAAUGGAAAUGCAUUGCACUUGCAUAUUGUUUGGAUAUUGGAUGCUAGGUUGAGACUUCAACCUAGAUGCCAUGAUUAGGUGGUUAAUCAAUUGAUGUGGAAAACGUAUCCAUAGACUUCGCCGUGUAGGAGGGAACAGCGCCACACCUCAGCUAAAUUAGUUAGCUGACCCCCUCCCUUUUUGUGUUCAGAUCCGCAGCAGAGGAACUGAGCUUGGACGUCGGAGCUGUGCAACUUCUACUCCAUCAUGAGGUAGCAGACGAUUGGUCGGAGGAGAGUUUUUAACUAUGUUUUGUGUUUUAAAACAAGUAUCAUAAACAUGUAUUAUGUUGGAUUUGAUUGCAUCGAACUUGAUCGAUUGAGUUAUUAUGAUUUAUGGAUUUUACCAAAGUAUGUAAGAUGGAGAUUUGAGUUUCAACGAACAAGUGUUUGGAUUUGAUGUCAUGAAUUGGAUGUUGUAUGUUUAAUAAAUGAGAUUGGAUAUUAAUAAAUGUUUUAGAUUUGAAAUAUAUAUAUAUAUAUAUAUGUUCACCUCGAGUUAUGUUUAGUAAACGAAAGUUGCAUAUGUGUUGAAUGAUGAGUUAAUACGUAAACCCCGUUAGGAUUUUCUGCUGUGCGGGCGAACCAAUGGUUCGACCCAUGAAUUUUAGGGUGGGGUGUUACAGUUCUGUUCGCACCUUGAACAAUGUUAGACAUAUUCCAGAGAUGACUAAGAAUUUGAUAUCUUUGAGUCUAUUAGACAACAAGGGUUUCAGUUUCAAAGGUGAAGGUGAAGUGUUGUCUGUCUACAAAGGUAUUUUGAAAGGUGUCAAGCGGGGUGUCUUAUAUAAUCUACAAGGUUCUGUUUUGACAUGUUCUUUUGGUGAUAAUUGCACCAAGCUGGUUUUGAAUGGCAAGUCUCAACAUGGGUUAGACUUGCCGAAUGGUUUGGUUUGUUGACCGCCCUUAGGGGCAUUUGGAGGCAUGGGAGAUUCUGAUACAACUGAUUUGGAGGAGUUUGAUACAUUUGGAAACUUUGGUUGCGUCUGGUACAUCUGGUAUUUGAGAGAGAAUUCAAGUCAAGGUGGAGAUUGUUAGAAUAUGACUUGAAUUUGAUUUGGGUUUGUUUUGUGUUUUGGGCCAGUUUUGUUUGGGUUUGUGUUUGAGUUUUGUUUUGGCCUUUUCCUUGUAUGUUUGGAAAAGGUGUUUGGUUUUCUGUUUGGGAUUAGGAGAAGAGUUCUAUAAAUACUCUUCAUCACCCUAGUCUGUAGUAAGGCUAAUCGGGUUAGUUUGUUUGGUUUGUCCGUCCGGAAUUUGGUUUGUAACCUGUACUCUCCUCAAAUUAGUGAAAUUUGUUCUCCCCUGCCCGUGGAUUAGCUAGCACACAUUGUGUUAGUGAACCACGUUAAAUUCGUGUUCGUUUGUGUUCAUCUGAAUUAUCGAUUGCACGCUUCUGUUCUGACACAUUUGUUAUGGAAUGUUUAGCAUUAAGAGAUGCUCUACAAUGGUGCUUGACCCAUGAUUUUGUUUCUGUCAAAUUUCAUGGGGACUCUUAACAAUUAAUACGACGGAUGGUGGAAGGAGACUUCGCACAUGAUCGAGGUGGGGCUGUGCUCGAAGACGCUCGUCACUUAUCGUCACAAUUCAGCUGGAUUAACUUCUGCUUUGUUUUUCGUCGACUUAAUAGGGCCGCCCAUCAUUUGGCAAAAAAACCCUCUCAUCAGGAGUUCGACUAUUGGUCGACUCCCGCGCUCUCUUCUUAUUUCUUUUGUAUGAGUGAACUUAUUACCCCUGACUUUGAAAAAAAAAUUAUUUUAUUGAAAUGUGCAAAAUUAAACUUUAAUAAUUGUUUUGUACUAAGUGAUAAGUUGUGUUACGAUGAUAAUUAAGCACGAAAGGUUCCACCUCUAAAUCUAUAUAUUUACAUUUUGCACCUUAUCGGUUUCAGUUGAGAAAUGGAGAUGGAUAUGCUUCAGUUCAGUAAUUAGUAAUUGUUUUUCAAAAAGUCGUUAUUUAUCUCUAAGCAGUAACAUCAACCAGCCAUUGAUUAAUUUAUCGCAAAACUCCCAAAAACUUGCGCUACCCAUUUUUUAACUUAUCUCGAUAUUCUCUCUCUCUCUCUCUCUCUUCUCAUUUAUCUAAUUCAAGUUGACUUGAGUCGAUCUUAUCCUCCACCCCUCAUCCAUCACAGAUCCCGUCGCCGGGAAAAAUGGAACAGCUGAAGCCCAGAGCAGCGAACUCUUCCCCGCUCACUCCCCUCAACUUCCUUGACCGCACCGCCACCGUCUACGGAGACUGCGCCUCCAUCAUCUACAACGACGCCACCUACACCUGGUCCCAGACCCACCGCCGAUGCCUCCAGCUCGCCUCUUCACUCACCUCCUCCUCCUCCCUCGCCAUCCUCCCGGGCCAAGUCGUCUCCGUCCUCGCUCCAAACGUCCCGGCCAUGUACGAGCUCCAGUUCGCGGUUCCCAUGUCCGGCGCCAUACUCAACAACCUCAACACCCGCCUCGAUCCACGCACCAUCUCCGUCCUUCUCCUUCACUCCGAAUCCAAGCUCGUGUUCGUUGACUGCCUCUCCCGCCGCCUCAUCCUUGAAGCUCUCUCUCUCUUUCCCGACGGAUCGGCUCGUCCCAGGCUCGUCCUCAUCGCCGACCAGGAUGAGCCGGAUGAGGAGGCUUCGCUGCUCACCCUUGACUUUUUCUCUACCUACGAAGAUCUGGUCGGCAAGGGCGAUCCGGGUUUUCAGUGGAUCCGGCCCAGGAGCGAGUGGGAUCCGGCGGUGCUGAAUUAUACCUCGGGGACCACGUCCGCACCCAAAGGCGUGGUCCACUCCCACAGAGGAUUAUUCGUCGUGACCCUGGCCUCCUUGAUCGACUGGGCCGUUCCUAAGCAGCCUGUCUACCUGUGGGCCCUCCCCAUAUUCCACGCCAACGGUUGGAGUUUCCCCUGGGGAAUCGCCGCGGUGGGUGGGACGAACGUGUGCUUCCGGAAAGUCGACGCGCCGACCAUCUACGGGCUUAUCACGCGCCACCGUGUGACCCACAUGUGCGGCGCUCCCGUGGUGCUCAACAUGCUCACCAACGGGGAAGGCCUUCAGCCACUUCCCAACCCGGUCCAGAUCCUUACGGCAGGGGCUCCGCCUCCCGCCGCCGUGCUGCUGAGGACCGAGUCCCUCGGGUUCGUGGUGGGGCAUGGGUACGGGCUGACGGAGACAGCGGGGCUGGUGGUGUCGUGCGCGUGGAAGAGGAAUUGGGAUCGAUACCCGGCGACGGAGAGGGCGAGGCUGAAAUCGAGGCAAGGGGUGCGGACCGCCGGGUUCACAGAGGUGGACGUGGUGGAUCCGGACUCGGGCAGGCGCGUGAAGCAGGACGGGUCGGAGGUGGGUGAGGUGGUCCUUCGGGGUGGGUGCGUGAUGCUGGGCUAUUUGAAAGACCCGAUCGGGACGGCCAAGUGCAUGACGGAAGAAGGGUGGUUCUUCACCGGCGACGUCGGGGUGAUGCAUCCGGACGGGUACCUGGAGAUAAGGGAUCGGUCCAAGGACGUGAUAAUUAGCGGAGGGGAGAAUAUUAGCAGCGUGGAGGUGGAGUCGGUGUUGUACGGGCACCCGGCGGUGAACGAGGCGGCGGUGGUGGCGCGGCCGGACGAGUACUGGGGCGAGACGCCGUGCGCGUUUGUGAGUUUAAAGCAGGCGGGGACGACGGAGAAGGAGUUGAUUGAGUUCUGCAGGGCGAAGAUGCCGCGCUACAUGGUGCCCAAGACGGUGGUGUUCAAGGAUGAGUUGCCCAAGACUUCCACCGGGAAGAUUCAGAAGUACUUGCUCAGAGAGUCUGCCAAGCAGAUGGGAUCUUCCAAGCUCAGUCGUCUGUAGAUCACUUCACCAAUUAAGUAACUAUGCCUGGUUGAAAUAAAGUUGACGACCGGCCGAGAGUCGUUUGGUUGUCCUGUCUUUUGUAUGUUAAUGAAUAUAUUAAAUCGUCUUGUGGCAUGGGCCAUUCGUUGAUUAUACAUGUAUGGCCACAAAAUGAAGGGCUUGGGGUAUUGAAAAUUUGAAGGGGACGCAUCAAAGGGUUACACUUUGCUAUGCUGCGUGGGUAAGACAACUUGUUUGGGUUGGGUAAGCUUUUCAAUAUACGAUUUUCAGAACUGUAACCAUUCCGAAAUCAAAAGUAAUCAGGUGU